AUGCAUCAAAAGCAUCUAGACUUCCAAGAAACAGAACCCCUGCUCAACAAGAAUGGCAGCUCGGGUUCCAACGAUCGAAUGACAGCUUGCGCCCAGACACCAACGACAGACCCAACAUAUGACUUUCCCAUGCCAAGCUGGACCUGGGCUAGGGCAAAGGCUGACGGCGAAGGGAGAAAAUUCCCUCAAACCAUUGCCCAUAGAGGGUACAAAGCACAACAUCCGGAAAAUACAUUGAGUGCUUUCAAAGGCGCUGUCGAGGUGGGAACUCAUGCCAUCGAGACCGACAUUCACCUGUCCAAAGACCAUGUCGUCGUCUUGUCUCAUGACACAGACCUCAAACGGUGUUUUGGGAAGAACGAAAAGAUCAUCGAUUGCAACUGGGAGUAUCUGAGUUCACUUCGUACUCUGAAAGUACCUCACGAGCCCAUGCCGCGCCUCAGAGAUCUGCUUGAAUAUGUCGCGCAACCGGGCCUGGAGCAUAUCUGGUUACUCCUGGACAUCAAGCUGGACAAUGACUCUGACGACGUGAUGCGACUAAUCGCGGAGACGCUGGCGUCUGUACCUGCGGGAGGACGAGCGUGGGAGAAACGGGUUGUUCUGGGAAUCUGGGCCGUCAAAUUUCUGCCUCUCUGCAGGCAAUACUUGCCUGGGUUCCCUAUCUCUCACAUUGGCUUCUCAACUUGUUACGCCAGACAGUUUCUCAAAGUCCCAAACGUGUCUUUCAACAUGUUGCAAAAGGUUCUCAUGGGACCUAUUGGAGCACGCUUCAUGAGAGAUGUCCGCAAAGCAGGCCGGCCACUCUACAUCUGGACAGUGAACGAAACAAACCUGAUGAAAUGGUCGAUCCAGCACGACGCCGAUGGAGUCAUCACAGACGAUCCGAAAAGAUUCAAGCGCAUAUGCGACGAGUGGGACGAGCGAGAGCCCAAAGCCAAAGCCACCUGGGCGCAGGUACUCUACACGCUCUGGCUCUGGACCUUGAUUAUCAUCUUUUAUAUUCCUUUUAAGCGCAAGUUCCCGGAGUCUGUCGAGCAGUUCAUAAAGGAGAACGAGCUCAGGGCAAAGGCGACUUCGACUCUCAGUCAGUUAUAG
This is a messenger RNA of Capronia coronata CBS 617.96, 1095 nucleotides long. RefSeq lists its product as uncharacterized. Gene Ontology annotation, biological process: lipid metabolic process. The transcript is spliced from 3 exons. The coding region runs from base 1 to 1095 and encodes 364 amino acids. Lineage: Eukaryota; Fungi; Ascomycota; Eurotiomycetes; Chaetothyriales; Herpotrichiellaceae. The record is from RefSeq and is a predicted model, not a curated record. Gene Ontology annotation, molecular function: phosphoric diester hydrolase activity.